Molecule: messenger RNA, 1074 nt
Organism: Mollisia scopiformis
Lineage: Eukaryota; Fungi; Ascomycota; Leotiomycetes; Helotiales; Mollisiaceae
Exons: 3
Coding region: 1-1074 (357 amino acids)
Source: RefSeq, a predicted model, not a curated record
AUGGACGUCCUUCCUCCCUUAACCACAUUUCGCGACUCCAAGCCAACGCUCCUCGUCGCUUGGUGGUGUACUUGCUACUCCAUCGUCAUCAUCGGGAUCCGAUUCGGUGGUCGUUAUGUACGAGCCGAGAAAGUAUUCCUCGAAGAUGCCAUCAUGUUACUAGCCAUCACACCUCUCUUAAUCCGAAUGGCAUUCGUGCAUUUCGUAUUACUAGACGGAACCAACAAUACCGUUACGGCCGGGCUCUCACUCCAAGCCAUCCACCAACGCGAACUCGGAAGUCAAUUAGUUCUCGGAGCGCGAGUAUUUUACGCUGCAUAUCUCUGGGCAAUAAAAUACAGCACCACCCUCUUCUUCCGCACCCUCACCGAACGCCCACAAAAGCACCUCCUCAAAUACCUACACAUCUUCCUCCUCCUCACCUUCCUCGCCACCAUCGUCGCUGACUUAGGGGCCUGCCACCCGUUCUCGCACUACUGGCAAGUAGUUCCUACUCCCAGCCCCGCAUGCCGUACCGGUGCCGCGCACCUGUAUACGAUGGGGACGCUUAAUAUCGUCACCAAUCUCGCGUUAAUCCUAUUCCCCAUCCCCAUGGUGAUGAAAAGCAAGAUUUCUCGCGGCCACUUCACAACCUACACCCUCCCCCACAUAACGCACCACCACUUCGCGCAACAGACGCGCUCCCUCCUCGCCUCCCUCGACAUCCUCUUCAACACCUUCAUCUCCAACGCCGUGGUCCUCUUCUCGCUACUCGCCGACCGCGGCUACAAGAAGGAAAAAUUCCGACAGCCGCGCCUCGAAGAGCGGAAACGGGGACGCAUGGUUCCGGAAUGGGGGUCCGAUGAGGAUCUCGUGAGUGGGAAGGGGGAGGUGCGGAUUGGGUUGAGUGAUUUGGGGACGGGGAAGGAUGAAGAGGAAGGAGAGGGGGGAUUUGGAGGCGUGGGGAGAUUAGUUGCCGGGGGACGGUUGGGGGAAAGAGGGGGGGGAGGAGGGAGUUUGAAGAGGUUGCCUGAGGCGAAGUUGGGGAGUAUUAGGGUUGCUAGUACGUGGGAGAUUAGGGUUGAUGAUAAAUGA